ACGAGUCGAGGGGCAAAGGUGUGUCGCGUUUAUGGAAAUAUGAUCCAUGCACCUGAGUCCUUAUAAGAGUGCCUCACCUCACCUGCACAGAGACAAGAAGAGAGCAACAAUAUACACCUGGAGCUUUACAGAGCUGCAACUACAGACUGCACCAUGCGCUUCCCAACGCUGAUCAUCCUGCUGAUCCUAUCUUGUCUUUGCCUUGCACUGGCACAAACGACUUUUGACGACUGCUGUUUGAGGUAUGUGAAAAGAAUGAGCAAAGGCACUCAAAGACACGCAGUGACGUACAGAUGGCAGGAGACAGACGGAGGCUGCAACAUUCCUGCUAUAAUCUUCAUCAUGAAGAAGGGGAAGGAGUUUUGCACAGACCCCAGAGACACAUGGGUCAAAAAACUGAUGACAAAGAUUGACGAAAAAAGUCAAAAAAUGGACCACAAGAAACACAGUAAGCCUCAAUGGUCGAACAGAGGCUGAGGGUGACCGCCUGCGACAAUGGCCCCCAGUCAUCUUUCCUCAAUCUGCCAAAUCUUAUCAAGCAACAAAUGGUUUUAUGGUGUCUUACUGGAAGGCAGUCGAGGAAGCUGGCCAAGGAAAUCUUGUAGCAUCACUUUUACUUUCACUCUGCAGUCAGAUAAAGGUCAAAGCUUGGGUAGAAUCACAGCAACACUUGUUCAGGGUUGGACUGCUAAUGCCGACUGGCCACGACACACAUAUAAUGCCUUCUAUAGCAUGGCUGCUGUUUUCACGAGGUAUUCAAUAAGCUGUUUAAUUAAUGGUGAUGGAGUGUAAAUGAUAAUAAUAUGUAUGUAAUAUUUAGAGUAUUUCUUGCAUGAUGUGUCUAAAUGUCCAUCAAAUACUUGUUUAUAUGCAAACACUAAUUGUUAAAUGUUAAUGCCUUUUUGAAAUGCGUGUCAUGGAAAAAGGUGAAACUCCUGUCUUAAUUUCUUCUAAAUAGUUUAAAUGUCUGUUUUUCCCUCCGUACGUUUUGUACUUUAUUAUGUGUUCUCAUAAAAACAUUAUUACAAUAAACUUUCUCAUCACCUCCCUCUCA
This is a messenger RNA of Perca fluviatilis (European perch), 1054 nucleotides long. Its product is annotated as C-C motif chemokine 20-like. The record is from RefSeq and is a predicted model, not a curated record. Lineage: Eukaryota; Metazoa; Chordata; Actinopteri; Perciformes; Percidae. The transcript has 5 exons. Gene Ontology annotation, molecular function: chemokine activity; CCR chemokine receptor binding. Gene Ontology annotation, cellular component: extracellular region. Bases 154 to 477 code for a protein of 107 amino acids. Gene Ontology annotation, biological process: G protein-coupled receptor signaling pathway; neutrophil chemotaxis; lymphocyte chemotaxis.